Ostrea edulis (European flat oyster) is the source of this 468-nucleotide messenger RNA. RefSeq names its product acanthoscurrin-2-like. Bases 1 to 468 code for a protein of 155 amino acids. The transcript has 2 exons. Lineage: Eukaryota; Metazoa; Mollusca; Bivalvia; Ostreida; Ostreidae. The record is from RefSeq and is a predicted model, not a curated record.
AUGAAAUCCGUUUGUAUCGCUCUCCUGGUGGCCUGUGUGCUGAUCUCUGUUGUCCACGGUCAGUGGCACGGAUCCUACGGGCGUGGAGGAUGGGGAGAUGAUUAUUAUGGAGGAUAUGGACUGGGUGGUGGAUACUAUGGGGGCGGCGGAUUGAUAUUAGGCGGACGGUUUGAUAAAUUGGGUGGCGGUCUCGGAGGGGGACUUCUCGGUACAAAGAGAUCCAUCAUGAAAUCUGUCUGUCUCGCUCUCCUGGUGGCCUGUGUGCUGAUCUCUGUUGUCCAUUGUCAGUGGCACGGAUCCUACGGGCGUGGAGGAUGGGGAGAUGACUAUUAUGGAGGAUAUGGACUGGGAGGCGGAUACUAUAGGGAUGGAUUGAUAGGAGGCGGACGAUUUGAUAGAUGGAGUGGCGGUUUCGGGGGCGGCCUUCUCGGUAUUGGACGUGGAGGCCUCAGACGAAGAACCUACUAG